Molecule: messenger RNA, 4890 nt
Organism: Lucilia cuprina (Australian sheep blowfly)
Lineage: Eukaryota; Metazoa; Arthropoda; Insecta; Diptera; Calliphoridae
Exons: 2
Coding region: 338-4501 (1387 amino acids)
Source: RefSeq, a predicted model, not a curated record
AUUGAAAAACAACGAUUCGGACAAGUGAAAUUCCUAUACGCCCGUUGUGAAUAUUAUUACGAGUUACUAUGAUAUAUACAAAAUUGAAUCGAUUUUGCAAUUCGAUUAUGUUUCUAAAAACUAAAAUCUAACUCAAAAUAUAGUAAGGAUAAUAACAAAAUUUACAAGUUUUUAGUUUUUUUCUUGUGUGUGGUUGUAAUUUGAAAUAUCAACCAAUUCUAUCUAAUUAGAAUUCAUUUUCGCUUUGAGCAAACAAAAACACAAUAUUAUAGACAUCCUUAAUUGAAGAUGACAAUAGCUUUAAAAUUAGUGUAAGCAAUAAAGUUGCUUUUGCAAUAUGCCGAGAAGUACUGCCAAAUCAAAAGCGAAAAAUGGUAAUGUUAACGUGAAAAUUUGUAAUGUUUCCAAAAAAAAUACAACAACAAAAACACCAAAAGAUGAUAUCAAAAAAGAAAAGUGCAUCAAAAAGGAGGUGUUGCUGGCAGAUACAGCAAAAGAGACUGUUACGGAAGAAGUAGUUCAUAGGAAGUCCGAACGACGGAGAGUUGCGCGCGAUAUAUUUUUAGUGUUUGAAGAAGAAACUAAUUCCAGACGUAGAACUAGAGGAGCAAAUAAAAAACAAACAAAACCAAAGUUUGGACACCUAAAAGUUGAAGAUCCUAUUAAAACGAAAGGUCUUCUGAGGGAUAUAAAAAAUGAACCAAGAUGCUACCUAAACGGCACCGACUUAAGUGUCAGUGUCACAGUGCCUCCUGUUGUUCCCGUUUUAAAGCGCAACGCCAACAAAUUAAAUGUAAACAAAAAAGAGGAAAAAAAUUUAAAAUCAGAAAAAAUUAAAACAUCAGCGUGCAUAACAGAAAAUACGUCUUAUUCAAAGAAAACGAACAAUAUCAAAUCUAUAAAAAUUUCGACAGCAGAAUCACAACCGUGCAUAUUAGAUAACGAAAAACGAAUUGUUGCUAGAGUAAAUCCUAUAUUUUUAUGGGUUAAGCAAGAUGACACACGUAUUGUUGAAGUUCGCUGUGAGGACUACGACAAACGAAAUCGCAUACGCAUCACUAAGACAUCAAACGGAUGGCGGGCCAUUCCACGAUCUGAUCCGACAUCAUCAAAAGUAUUAAAGUUUUAUCCCACACCAUUGAUGAAAGUAAAAAGAGAAAAUCAUAAUCAUGAAUCAAAUAAUAAUAUUAUCAUCAAUAAUCAAACGGAGUGCAAUGAAACUAUGUUGGUUGAGAAUUAUGCGGCACAAAAAACAUUGUCGGAAAAUACGACCAAUAAGAUUGACGCUAAGAUAAAUAUAAUGGAUACGGUUUACAAUCCUUUGGCAAAUAAAGACGUCAAAUCAAAGACCAAAAAUAAAAAAUCGAAAAAACUUAAGAAAAAAACACAUUCUGAGAAGAGCUCUAAAAAGUCAAAAGCUAACGUCACUGCCAUACAAAAUAUUUUUGUUAAUUCUGAAUCUAAUCCAACUCUAUUGAAUACAUCACUGAACACAAAUUCUUCAGAUGACUGCAACGGUCAAGUAUGUAGUAAUACAAAUGUCAACAGAUCUGAAGCUAAAAUUUACAAUGAGUCUGAGAAAAGUUCGUCUACACCAGAUUUUAUUGAACAUAUUAAUGAUAAAGAUUUUGGUAAGAAUAUUGAAACAUUCGAAACUAAACCAACAACAUUAACAAACAUUAUUUUAACGACAGAUGUGACAUCGGAGCUAGAACCUACAUAUCAAAAAGAAUCGGAGGAAGAACUUUCCUUUCACUUAUGUCCAAAAACUGGAUUGUUUUUGCCAAAUAAUGAAGUUUCCAGUUCAGAAUACCAUGUUAAAUCAAUUGAAAAUAAAAUCAUUGAAGACACUUCAACAAUUCAACAUAAUACAAGCAAUGAUAAUUUGCCAAUUAAUAUAGCUAAAGUGAGUGCUGAUUCAAUGAAAUUACACAUAGUUGAAGAGAACCCAGAAAGUUUGGAGGACAAAACCAAAAAUCUUAAAGAUCUCCUUGACGAUGCCGAUCUCCUUCAACACUGCGAUGAUAAUGCAAACAGCGACGCGGAACUAAUAGAUACGCUAGUAAAGACAAGCUGCGAAAAUAAUUUAAUACAAGCAAAUGAAAUAAUAACAAAAGCAUCUAUGGACCAAAUACACCAGAAAACGUUGGAAGGUUCAAAUGAAAUGGUUGUUCAACUAAUAGCGGAUGUUAGUGAUCCACCAAAAUGUCUUUCGUUUAAUGAAGCUGGCGAGAUUGAAGGCUUGAACGGAGAACUCUUCCAGUCAAAUACAUAUAUGGAAGCAUUUGACAAACAGUCACAUACCGUAAUGGCAGAACCUCAUAUAACAUUGCACUCAACAACAGUAGUAGAAACGUCUGAAUCACCUCAAAGACCAUUAACAUGUGAAAAUAUUGAACCCAUUUUAGAAAUUAUGGAUAUAAACAAUAGUAAGGUGCGGUCAGUAAAUGUUAUAGAAGAUUCCCCAAAAGAUCUUAGCUACAAAAAACGUGAAGAAGUUUGCCCUCCUUCUGAAUCACGUAGCCAAUGUGCAGUUACAUCCAGUUCCGAUGUUAUAAAAUCGCCCCAACGAGAAGAUACACCUUCUUUAUCAGCCUCAUCCGAAACACUUAAAAAUCUCAUAUUGGAACAAUUUAUGAAAUUAAAUGUACUCUCUACCCAACAUCAAAGGGAUCCAAUAGACCUUGGAAAGCAGAGACAUCAAGAUAUAUCAAACAUGAAGUCCAUAUACACCUCUAAACAAACGGGACAAACGAGCGAGUUCAUUGAGACAGUUGUUAUCGAAGAUGAUGAUGAUGAACAAGAACCAUUGAAAAAACGUUUAAGAUUAAAUAAACACAAAGUAGUACCAAUAAAUACAGCAAAAAUAACAAUGAUAGAUAAAGACCCCGAUCCAUUAACACAGUUACGUUUGUUAAUACGAAACACCCAAUGGAAAGUUCCCGAUCCAAUAUUGGUUCCGAAAGACAGACUCAGCGCUGUUUUAGCAUCGCCUGCUAGAGAAAUUCCACUUUUAAUUACUACUAGACCUGAACUAAGAUUGCCCGAAGCUUUUGCUUAUCCAGAAAUUAUACAGAAUCCUAAUAUUCUUGUUAUUUCAAUGGCUCAGUUAGAGGCUAUUCUAAAAAAUGAAGUUGAUGCGGAAAAAACGACAAGUUCUAAAAUCAUGGAGACGGAUGUGAAUCCACAAUUGUCCGAAGAGCAAAUAGCUGUUCAGUUAAAUAAUCAUGUAAAUGAGCUACAAUCACAAUUAUCAAGGCAACAUAUUGAACAUCCGUUAAAACAAUCGACAGAUAAUAUAACAACAGACACCACUGGAAUAUCAUCAGAAUCUUUAUCUGAAACCAGAAAAGAAAAUGCUAAAUGUUCGCAACAGAGUACGUCUUUGUCUUCGGAGUUAAAUUCUGCCACUAUGGCGGUGCUAAAUCAGAUGCUUUGGCUACCGUACUUCGGACAAAUUUCCCAGGAUAUUGUUAAAUCUCUUAAAAAUCCAAUUGUAUUGCAAGAAAAAUGUGCGAAUCUAGUACCAUUUUUUAAUUCUCAUUUAAAUGGUUUAAAUAAUUUAGAGGAUGUUUAUAAAAAUGCUACUAUCAAUAGCAAUAAAAUUUCUACACAAUCUGCUUCAAAUUCAGGUUUGCAAAGCUUCCAAGAACAGAUCGCAACUAAUGAUGAGUUAUCAUUAUUCCAAAAAAUUGUUCAGCAUCAGAUGCAAAGUGUACUUCAGUUAAAUCAGCUUAAAGCAGACUCAUCGCAACUUGCGGCUCCGGUAGUUAAUCGCAGCUCAGUAUCAUCUGUAGACAAAACUAACUCUAACAUUGAGUCCUUAUCUAAUUUUAUUGAACAAAAGAAGCAAAAAGUAAUUCUACCAAAUAACAAGCAGACAAACUCAUCAUCUACUGAGUGUAAAAAUUUAACAAAUAUUUGCAGUAGUAACAACAUUUCAGUCGCAGAAAAGUCAUAUAAUUUAAGGAGUUCAGUCGCAGGUCGUCACUCCUCUGAAUCAAAGCAAUAUUUGAACAAUAACAGCAGGCAAAAUACUGCCAAUAAACCAAGACUUACAUGUAAAUCAUUGUCUAAUCUCUUGGAUCCAGAACAUAGUAUGGUUCCAUUGCCAAACUCAUCAACACUAUACGUACAGAAUUUAUCAUUGGAUUAUCAAAAAAAUGCGAAUGAAAUGAAAAGAAAUUCUGCAGAGUGUAAAGUCAGUGACAGAAAUAUGGAGGGUAAAGGAAACGCUCUGACUGAUUUGAGUACGGUGCCUCCGUCUGCAAGGCCUUGCAGUGUAACAAAUCUCAAUAUUGAAUCGAAUAGUGAAUUUGGUAAACAAAAGGCUAAAAGUUUUGUCGAUAGUAUAACACCUGAAAACAAUAACGUAAAUGAUGCUUCAGGACUAACAACGGACACAAAUAUUCCGUUAUGGCAUCCACUUUUUGGAAGCAAUACUAAGACGGCAUAUAGUAGUCCGUGGCAGUGGACCACAGUGACAGCAACAGGAGAAUGACACACAAGGGCUCCAAAAGAGCCCGAUAUAAAUUCAAAGGAGUCUAUGGAGUUUCGGUACAAUAACGCCAAUCCUGCAGCUAAACCGAAUAAAGCGAUAAAUACCCCUUGUUACGCCAAUAACACAACAAAUGCUAUAAGUAAUAGCAACAACUGUGGAAACCUAGUAUCCAAAUAUAAUAGUGGGCGACAAGAUCAUCGAACGAAUCAGCAAAAUUCUACGCCAUAUAAUCUCCCUGAAAGUGCUGCUCAACCUAAAAUAUCAACGCCGAUGAGGCGAGAUUCACAAUCAUCCUACGGUUAUAAAGAUUAUGUUGACACAAGAUCUCAUCUCGAAUAUGCUAGUGUUUGGCAACAAAAACAACCUCACCAGCAGCAGCAUCAACAACA